Molecule: messenger RNA, 4316 nt
Organism: Humulus lupulus (European hop)
Lineage: Eukaryota; Viridiplantae; Streptophyta; Magnoliopsida; Rosales; Cannabaceae
Product: probable inactive ATP-dependent zinc metalloprotease FTSHI 5, chloroplastic
Exons: 19
Coding region: 153-4097 (1314 amino acids)
Biological process (GO): proteolysis
Cellular component (GO): chloroplast thylakoid
Molecular function (GO): metalloendopeptidase activity; ATP-dependent peptidase activity; ATP binding
Source: RefSeq, a predicted model, not a curated record
UCUCCGUCGUCGUCAAAAAACUCUUAAACCUCUGCUCUCUCUCACUCUUUAUCUUCCAAGCUUAGAGACUAAUAUACCAUUCGAAUCAAGAUGAAAUUUACCUCCAAAACCUAGAAAUGGCCGAUGGUUAGUCCCUUCUAUCUCUUAAUCCCAUGGACGCCAUUCUCGCCUCUCGUCUUCUCCCCACUCACUUUCCUCCUCUCUUCUCAUCUCCGCAUCUAAAUUCAUCACUCCCGCCAUUUUCAAGAACCCGCCGUAUUAGAAUUCAGAGUUUCGCUUCCAAAUUACCGAAGCCUCAACUAAUUUUCUUUCCAAAUGUGUAUAAAUUUGCUGCAUUUAGCUCCAUAGAGGCUUGCUGUAGCUCACCGUGCUCCGAACCGGUAGUGAACGAGGAACGUGUUGCUUCUUCUAUCCUGCAUUCUCCGGAGCCAGAUGGAAGACUGCUUAAAUGUGUCGCAAAGCAAAUAGUUUUGGCUUUGUUUUGUUUCGCAAUCGGUUUCGCUCCAAUUCGGGGGAUUCGCGUGUCUGCCAUUGCAGCUCCGGUUGCGGAGGUUUUGGAUAAGAGGGUGAAGAUGAAUGAAAAAGAGAAAGAGAAAGGGAAUGAGGCGAGUUCGAGGAGUCAUGAGUAUGCAGAUUGUACGCGGAGAUUACUAGAAACGGUGUCGUUUCUGUUGAGAAGUAUAGAAGAGGCGAGGAAAGGAAAUGGGGAUUUGAAGCAAGUCGAGGCGGCGUGGAAGGUGGUGAAGGCGAAGAAGGAGGAGUUGCAGGAUGGAAUCAUGAAUGGGCUUCAUGCGGAGGUGAUGGAAUUGAAGAGAGAAAAGGAGAAGUUGGAGAAGCGGUCGGAGGAUAUUGUGGAUGCUGUGGCGAAAACGAGGAAAGAAUACGACAAGACGGUGGGGAAUGUGGGUAAAGAAUUGGGGGAUAUGAGUGGGAGGUUGGAGGGGAGCUUAAAACGGCUGGAGCAAGAGUAUAAUUCUAUAUGGGAAAGAGUUGGGGAGAUUGAGGAUAUGAUAUUGAGGAAAGAGACCGUGGCAAUGAGUUUUGGGGUGAGGGAGCUUUGUUUCAUUGAGAGGGAGUGUGAGCAAUUGGUUCAAGGCUUUGCUCGGGAAAUGAGACGAAAGGGUAUGGACAGUGUGCCAAAACGCCCAGUCACCAAACUUUCUAAAUCUGAUAUUCAGAAAGAUUUAGAAAGCGUGCAAAGAAAACAUUUGGAACAAAUUAUUUUGCCAAGUGUCUUGGAAGUUGAUCUUGGAUCAUAUUUCGACAACGAUUCUAGUGAUUUUGCUCAACGUAUAAAACAAGGACUUAGAGAGUCAAGGGAGAUGCAGAAGUAUAUAGAGGCUCGUAUUAGAAAAGAUAUGAAGAAAUUUGGUGAUGAAAAGCGUUUUGUUGUGCUUACACCAGAAGAUGAGGUGGUGAAGGGUUUUCCUGAAAUUGAGAUGAAGUGGAUGUUUGGAGACAAAGAAGUAAUGGUUCCUAAAGCUAUUAGCCUUCAUUUGUAUCAUGGGUGGAAGAAAUGGCGUGAAGAAGCCAAGGCAGAACUUAAAAAAAAGUUGUUAGAAAAUGUUGAGUUUGGUAAAGAGUAUGUAGCCGAAAAACAGGAACAUAUUCUUCUGGAUCGAGAUAGAGUAAUGUCGAAGACUUGGUACAAUGAGGAGAAAAAGAGGUGGGAGAUGGAUCCAAUUGCUGUUCCUUUUGCUGUGACAAAGAAACUUGUAGAGCAUGCUCGGAUUAGGCAUGAUUGGGCUGUUAUGUAUGUUGCGAUAAAGGGGGAUGACAAAGAUUAUUUUGUUGACAUUAAGGAAUUUGAUAUGCUAUAUGAAGAUUUUGGAGGGUUCGAUGGGCUGUAUAUGAAAAUGCUCGCCAAUGGUAUUCCAACUACUGUUCACCUGAUGUGGAUCCCUUUCUCAGAGUUGAAUUUUCAACAACAGUUUCUCUUGACACUAAGGCUGUCUCAACAAUGCUUCAAGGCUUUAUGGAAGACAGAGAUAGUUUCAUAUGCAAGAAGUUGGGUUGUUACGAACUUUACAGAAGCAAAUGAUGACAUAAUGAUGGCAAUUGUGUUCCCUGUAUUGGAUUUUGUGAUCCCUUACCCUGUAAGAAUAAAGCUGGGAAUGGCAUGGCCUGAGGAAAUAGAUCAAGCUGUUGAUUCAACAUGGUACUUGAAAUGGCAAUCUGAGGCAGAAAAGAGUUACAAAUCGAGAAAGAGAGAUGAUUUCCAAUGGUUUUUUAUGUUUGCUAUAAGAACUGUUAUAUAUGGAUAUAUCUUGUAUCAUGUCCUUCUAUUUCUGAAAAGAAGAAUUCCGGUAGUUCUUGGUUUUGGGCCAUAUAGAAAAGAUCCAAACUUGCGGAAGUUAGGGAGAAUGAAAUAUUAUCUCAAAUAUAGAAAGAGGAGAAUUAAACAGAGAAAGCAGGCUGGGUUUGAUCCUAUAACUCGAGCUUUUGAUCAAAUGAAGAGAGUGAAGAAUCCACCAAUACCUUUGAAGGACUUUGCCAGUGUUGAGUCUAUGAGAGAGGAAAUGAAUGAAGUUGUGAAAUUUCUUCAGAAUCCUCGUGCAUUUCAGGAGAUGGGUGCUCGUGCACCUCGGGGAGUUCUUAUCGUUGGUGAGAGAGGCACAGGAAAGACAUCUCUAGCAUUGGCUAUAGCAGCAGAAGCUAAGGUUCCUGUUGUUGAAGUUAAAGCUCAAGAGUUGGAAGCAGGAUUAUGGGUUGGGCAAAGUGCAUCAAAUGUUAGGGAGCUAUUUCAAACCGCAAGGGAUCUGGCACCUGUAAUCAUAUUUGUGGAGGAUUUUGACCUUUUUGCUGGUGUUCGCGGCACAUAUAUUCACACUAAAAAUCAGGAUCACGAGGCUUUCAUUAAUCAACUUCUUGUGGAGCUUGAUGGGUUUGAAAAACAAGAUGGGGUUGUUUUGAUGGCUACUACUAGAAAUCUCCAACAAGUUGACGAGGCCUUGCAGCGGCCUGGUCGGAUGGAUAGAAUAUUUCAUCUUCAAAGACCAACCCAAGCAGAAAGAGAGAGAAUAUUACAGAUUGCUGCAAAAGAGAGUAUGGACACUGAGCUGAUUGACUUUGUAGACUGGAAAAAGGUUGCUGAGAAAACAUCUCUUUUACGACCUAUAGAGUUAAAACUUGUCCCAGUGGCUUUGGAAGGAAGUGCUUUCCGGAGCAAAUUUCUUGACACAGAUGAACUUAUGAGCUACUGUGGUUGGUUUGCGACUUUCAGUGGAUUUAUACCUAAUUGGGUGCGAAGAACCAAAGUUUCGAAGAAGCUAAGCAAAAUGCUGGUGAAUCAUCUUGGGCUUACAUUGACUAAAGAAGAUCUGCAAAAUGUGGUUGAACUAAUGGAACCAUAUGGUCAGAUAAGCAAUGGAAUAGAAUUUCUCAGCCCCCCAAUUGAUUGGACGAGGGAAGCUAAGUUUCCACAUGCUGUUUGGGCUGCCGGGCGCAGCCUGAUUACUAUUCUACUUCCGAACUUUGAUGUUGUAGAUAAUCUAUGGCUGGAACCAUUGUCUUGGGAGGGAAUUGGGUGUACAAAGAUCACCAAAGCAAGAAAUAAAGGCUCCACCAAUGGGAAUUCUGAGUCAAGAUCGUACCUUGAAAAGAAGCUUGUAUUUUGUUUUGGGUCACAUAUUGCAUCUCAAAUGCUACUUCCUUUUGGAGAGGAGAAUUUUCUGUCUUCCUCAGAACUUCAGCAAGCACAGGAGAUAGCUACAAGAAUGGUUAUUCAAUAUGGAUGGGGACCUGAUGAUAGUCCUGCAAUUUACUAUCACAGUAACGCGGAAACAGCACUAAGUAUGGGAAACAAACAUGAGUACGAGAUGGCAACAAAAAUUGAAAAGAUGUACGAUUCAGCAUAUUACAAGGCAAAAGAAAUGCUUCAGAGAAAUCGUCAGGUUCUUGAGAAGAUCGUUGAAGAGUUACUGGAAUUUGAAAUCUUGACUGGAAAGGAUUUGGAAACAAUACUCGAAGAUAAUGGUGGGAUUAGAGAGAAAGAACCCUUUUUUCUUUCUAAAGUUCAAGUAGUAGAGCCGUCAUCUAGCAACUUUCUUGACGAAGGAACUACUUUGGCAACGGCGCUUCUAAGUGAAGCAUCAUAAGUCUAGAGAAGCGUGCAACCUUUGAUACAAUCUCUGCAUCUAGAUUGAAAUAGAUGUGUUCUCCGAAGAGUCAAAGAGACAAUGUAAAUCGGCUUUCGUUGAGAAGAGGCAAAAAUUUUCCUUCUCAACCAGCAUUUACGUAAGAGCCUCCAUGUCUUUUUUGAAUUUUUAUUUUUGUAAUUAAAAUUAUUAAUAGUAAAAUAAAAAUAAUUGGUAGAA